AUGGGAAUUAAUGCUGAAACUAAACACGCGAUUCACGUUGUUUCAUUUAUAUGUUGGCUAAUAUUAUUCGAAUUUAUAUGUGGAACUAUACCUUUGUUUAAUCAAACUUCAAGCAGAUUUUUCUCUUCCGCUUCACUUAUCGAUAGGUACGGGUAUUUUGGUACAUUCAUUCUUUAUGUUACACGACUGGCAUCGUUAUUGGUGUUACCUCAAUGCAUAUUUAAUACUCUUGGUCUGCUGUUUUUCAAUGGAUUUCGAGACAAAGUGAAAUUAAAAACUGCUCCGUUAUUAGCACCUCUCGUUUGUUUUCGCGUAGUAACACGAGGAGAUUAUCCGGAGCUUGUAAAGCAAAAUGUAAAUUACAAUAUGGAGAAGUGUCGGGAAGCUGGAAUGGAGAAUUUUUUUUUUGAAGUAGUAACAGAUAAAAUGAUCAGCGUGCCAAGUAAACCUCGAUUACGAGAAGUAGUGGUUCCAACAACUUACAGGACCAAAAGUGGCGCUCAAUUCAAAUCACGUGCUUUACAGUACUGUCUAGAAGAUGAUGUCAAUAUUCUUCAAGAUGAUGAUUGGAUUGUACAUCUCGAUGAAGAAACUUUAUUAACAAAUAAUUCGAUUUGUGGUAUACUGAACUUUUGUGAAGAUGGUAAGCAUCAGUUUGGUCAAGGAGUAAUUACUUAUGCUAAUGGUGACAUAGUAAAUUGGAUUACAACUUUGUCAGAUUCAUUUCGUGUGGCAGAUGAUAUGGGAAAAUUGCGUUUCCAAUUUCGAUUUUUUCAUAAACCACUUUUUGGCUGGAAAGGUUCAUUUGUUGUUACUCAGGUUGGGGCUGAACGUCACGUGUCAUUUGAUCAUGGAAGAGAAGGCUCAAUAGCUGAGGAUUGCUUCUUCAGUAUGAUAGCAUUCAGAGAUGGAUAUACGUUUGAUUUUAUUGAGGGAGAAAUGCUCGAAAAAAGUCCGUUCACAUUCUGGGAUUUUUUGCAACAACGUAAACGCUGGCUUCAAGGUAUUUUCUUGACAGUACACGCUAAACAAAUUCCAGCGAAAAAUAAAAUAUUAUUAGCAUUGUCUUUCUAUGCAUGGGUAUCAAUGCCAAUAACUACUAUGCAGAUGUAUCUGUAUCAUGCAUUCCCACUACCGCCAUGCCUUAUAUUUGAUUCUUUGGUUGCAUUUGUUGCAGCAGUUAAUCUCUACAUGUACAUUUAUGGCGUACUGAAAAGUUUCUCUCACAAAUAUAGGCAUAGUCCAGUGCGGUUAUGUGUUUACAUGGUGGGAGCAUUGUUAACGAUACCAUUUAAUAUUUGUAUUGAGAAUAUAGCAGUAAUAUGGGGAAUGCUUGGAAAUAAAAAUGGCUUCUAUGUUGUCAAGAAGGAAUGUGAGUAA
This is a messenger RNA of Thelazia callipaeda (thelaziosis nematode), 1380 nucleotides long. The record is from the annotation of a GenBank genome assembly. NCBI's taxonomy places the organism in Eukaryota, Metazoa, Nematoda, Chromadorea, Rhabditida, Thelaziidae.